Penicillium brevicompactum is the source of this 837-nucleotide messenger RNA. RefSeq names its product phosphoribosylaminoimidazolesuccinocarboxamide synthase. The record is from RefSeq and is a predicted model, not a curated record. Gene Ontology annotation, molecular function: phosphoribosylaminoimidazolesuccinocarboxamide synthase activity. NCBI's taxonomy places the organism in Eukaryota, Fungi, Ascomycota, Eurotiomycetes, Eurotiales, Aspergillaceae. Gene Ontology annotation, cellular component: cytoplasm. The coding region runs from base 1 to 837 and encodes 278 amino acids. Gene Ontology annotation, biological process: 'de novo' IMP biosynthetic process. The transcript has 3 exons.
AUGGCUCAAGCUUUAACUACUACAGACUUGCAGGGCGCCUUGCCUCUGAUUGCCCGAGGCAAGGUCCGCGAUCUCUACGAGAUCGACGACAAGACCCUCCUCUUCGUCGCCAGUGAUCGCAUUUCCGCCUACGAUGUGAUCAUGGAGAAUGGUAUUCCCAACAAGGGAGUUCUUCUCACUCUCUGCACACAAACAUGGUUCAAGGCCCUGACUGAAGCCAACCCCGCGCUGCGCACCCACUUCAUUACCCUCGACCUCCCUCCCCAGGUCCCCGAGUCCCUGCGCCCGGUGCUGCAGAACCGCAGCAUGCAAGUGCGCAAGCUGCGCAUCCUCCCCAUCGAGGCGAUCGUCCGCGGAUACAUCACCGGUUCCGCCUGGAACGAAUACAAGAAGUCCGGCACCGUUCACGGCAUCCAGGUCCCCGCCGGUCUGCAGGAAAGCGAGGCCUUCCCUGCCGUCGCUAUCCUCGGUGAGAAGUACGCUGCCAUCGUUGCCGAGAUGGCCGUUGAGCUCUACAAGACUGCUCACGCAUACGCUCUUGAGCGUGGUGUGAUCAUCGCCGAUACCAAGUUCGAAUUCGGAGUGGAUGAGGAGACGGGCGAGGUUGUCCUUGCCGAUGAGGUUCUGACCCCCGACUCCUCUCGCUUCUGGCCUAAGGACACCUACGCUGUUGGCCGUGGUCAAUCUAGCUUUGACAAGCAGUUCCUGCGCGACUGGCUCGUGAGUGAGGGUCUCAAGGGCAAGGAGGGUGUGCGCAUGCCCGAUGACAUUGCUUUGAAGACCGCAGAGAAGUACCAGGAGGCUUGGGAGAAGAUCACCGGUGGCAACUCUAACUAG